Lates calcarifer (barramundi perch) is the source of this 5868-nucleotide messenger RNA. RefSeq names its product BCL2 modifying factor 1 (gene bmf1). The record is from RefSeq and is a predicted model, not a curated record. Gene Ontology annotation, biological process: negative regulation of autophagy; apoptotic process; positive regulation of apoptotic process. Gene Ontology annotation, cellular component: myosin complex. Lineage: Eukaryota; Metazoa; Chordata; Actinopteri; Centropomidae. The coding region runs from base 779 to 1270 and encodes 163 amino acids. The transcript has 4 exons.
AAUCCCAAAACAAUGACAUAAGAACACUCAAGGACUCAAUAGUGCGGCAGUACGUCAUUGUAUUACUGUAAUAUUUGGGCCCCAAGUAUAUGAGGUAACACAGUACUAUAGACAACAUACAGGAUACAGACAUAUAGUAUUGUUUUAAGACAAUAUAAGCUGUAACAAAGGACGUAAACAUUUCCAUUAAUUAACAAUGAUUCUGCAAACUCAUCACUCUAAAAUAUGGAGGAUAACUACGUUUAUCUCUGAACGCUUUGUAUAGCCAGUUCUCCUUCAAUACAUUGACAUUGUGAAGGUGCCUGAUGACAGCGGUUAACAGUUUUCUCACCAGAUGAGCAUAGUCGUAGCGUAAAAGCGGUCUCGUGCUACGGGGAAUUUCCCGUCCACGUGUCUGAAUAUACGAUAGAGAAGGCGGGAUCAAAACAAACCCGUCGAUUGGUUACAGAAGCCGAAUGUAAAUCACUCUUAAAGAGAUAUGCUCCAGCCCAGUGCCGAGACACAGCACAGUUUGCGCCGCAUGUUUAAAAGGAAGGUUAUUUACUAAUUUUCCGCGCCACGCCCCGGCGGCGGAGUCAGUUUGGAGCUGACGUCGGCGAAAUGAAAUCGGCUCGCUGCAGUUUUCCUCACAGAAUGGAAGUAGUCGUGGAGGUGAUACGGACUAAACUCGCUUGACUUAGCAGGAUAUUGAACUCGGUGUCCUUUUUCUUCUCUGAGCGAAAGACAGCCAAAACAACGAAGCCCAUCUCCGUGGUUGCUUGUCUCAUAGUGCCCCCGUAUGGACGAUGAGGAGGAUGAUGUGUUUGAGCCAGACCCCCACUGCUGGCGCACCACAUUCAGGGAGAUAAAGUGCGAGGACCGGGGCACGCAGACACCUGGCCCUGCCCUGGCACUGAACAACGGCAUGCUGCCCUGUGGAGUCGAGGAGGAGCCCAGACCACUCUUCUACGGCAACGCAGGUUUUCGAUUGCACUUCCCGGCACACUUUGAGCUCGCUGGGAAUCAGGAAGCGAGGCGACAGGAAAGUGAAGAGGAGCGAAACGGGAUGGAGCAGCUACCCCAGCGGCAGCCUGUGGCGCGCAGUGUGGAGGCUUGCAUUGGCCAGAAACUCCAGCUGAUAGGAGACCAGUUUCACCGGGAACACCUACAACUGUAUCAUCGAAACCAAAGGAACCAGGGGCCGCUGUGGUGGCGCCUGGCUGCAGCUCUGCUGAGCCUCCUGUUUGACAGGGGCUUCAUCGCUGGAGGAGGUGGAGCAGGACGGAGGUGAGGGGCGGGGGUCUUCCACUCACUUCCCCUUCUCUUCAUCUCUACGAGGAACUGGACUCCUAAUGGCACUGUCAAAUCUAACACGGGUCUGUUUUUUGGGGGAAAAUAGAGAGGGGACAAAAGGUCACCGCGGGACGGAGACAACCAACUUUUAUAAAAAAGGUCGUGUGUUUUUUUCUUUCCAAGAAGAUGCCAUGAUGCUCCGAGAUUCCUCCACAGGACAAUGUUCAUAUUUUGGUAUACGUGUGGUGUAGUAGUUUUGUACAGUACAUUGUUCUUGUUCAAUUUUUUGCACUUCAACAUGUAUCCAUCUCUAAUGACCUCCACAGACCCUGGGAAUGCCUUAUUCAGUGUCUUUUGCCAGAAUGAGUAUUGAGCAAUUUUGACAGGCAAGAUGAGAUGGUUAGGAGAUGUGGUGUGAGGUUUUUUCUUUUUCUGAAGUUUCCCAGGUGACCAGUCAAGUUGAUUUACUAAUUUUUCCAAAGAGGCAACUUCUCAGAACAAAGCAUUUUGCACCUCACCUCAAUGGAACAUUGAUCUUUUCUUAUUUUCUUUAUUUUUCCCUUUGUUUGGUUUCUCCUCCAUUUUCUUUGGUAUGGUAUUAAGUUUGAACGGGAUCCCUCAGUAUCAAAAUUCAAAAUACUGGGAACAGAGGAAAGUUUUUGCACACAAAAAAGUCUGCAUACCAGGAAAUGUAAUCUAAAUAUCUUUUAAUGUGCACAGAUGUUUUGAGGCAAGUCUUUCCACAGUCAUGUGCUACACGUCAAACAAUUAAGUGGUUUUUUUUUGAUGGCUGGGGAAGUUCCAGGGAGGAGUGUAGCACUGCACAUCACUCACUAGUCAAACAAGCCUGGUGACUGCUGACAAACCUGUGUACAACAGCAAUACUCAAAGCACCGGUUGAUGCUGUUAUUGAAAUUAACAACACUGCAAACAAAAAAAAGAAGUUAGCUGUAAUUAAUAGGUUUUACACUAAUUUACAAUACCUUUGAGCAGUAACAAACAGCCUAAUGAAUAAUGACUAAUGAGCCAGUAAAAUCACUGCAAAAAUCAACACAUUGUUCCAAAUUUUGGGGUGUCACCCAUUUAUUUUAGGAAAUCACAUCAACUAAAAUGUUGUUGGUUUUUUUCAUGAGCUCAAUUGGACAUUCUGUGUUGCCAUUUUAUUCCUGUCAUCAUCAGAUAACACUAAUUUGGUUUUCUCCAUCAUAAAAGGUAUGUUUGUUACUGUACAGUUAAUCUGAUGCAUAUUACUUACAGCUAGCUGUGUAGCAUACUGAAUAGAUAUUUAGAUUAAAGCUUUGGUGUGCUGACUUGUGCAUGCAUGGAGAAAACUUUUGAAGGUCUAGCACCAUGCACUAAAUUAUAACAUUACAGUCGAGCACAUUGUUUGCUAGAGCAACAUGUUCUUUCCCUCCAAAAACAACUACAGAGCUGUUUGGUUAAGGGCUGCCGUUGUGAUUUGGAUAUUAACUUCACCAGUUACUCAGUUUUCAGUUUGGCCUUAUUUCACUCUCCAAUACAAGAUUUCCCUUAGUUUUAGAUGUGUUCUUUUCAUGUGAUUGUUUUCAGACCUCCAUGCCCUUGAAGUGGAGCUGUGGAUCCACUGUUUUUGCACUAGACUUAACACCCUUCAAGAGUUCAGAUUGUUACCAAGCUAACCUCUGUCUUGUAUGAAGGUUUUCAGUUAUGACUUUGUCUUCUUGCCGCAACAUUUCAGACGUUCUCACUCGCGCGUCCAAGACAAAUAAUCAAUCUUGAGACCUGACCGAACGCAAGUCUGGAAUCUGGAUUGGAUAUGGGUUCUGGAAAUGUCACGUACCAGUGUUUCAGGCUGCAGUAAGAGUUAUGACAGAGCCACGUACCCCGAUUGAAAGGUUUUCUAAGUCCGGGCUUGCUUUUCACAGCCUGCCUGUGUUCUGAACACCAAACAAUACUCCAUAAUUAAUCUGUGAAACAGAAUCUCCUCCUCUCAGGCUACCUUUAUGGGGUUUUUACAUCAUGUGGUAUUCUGUUAGGUGAUCUUGUAUUGUAUUUGGUGCUCAGAUCCAGAUUUGGGACAUUUUUAGUAUGUUACAACCACCACUGACUCAGCAGACAAACAGUCUCUGAAAUGAAACAAAAGUGAAAUAGACUGUAAUUAUUGUUGAAAUAUAAAUAUGUUUAAAGACACUGUUGAAGAUGCUGUUUGUUAUAUUUUCCAUUGCUGAACCCAAGCCAAUGUUUUGGACCCAAGGAGCAGUACAUAUCAGGGGUCUGUAAUUACUUGCUCCUUACAAUGUGUCAAGUUUAUCACUGCAUAAUUAGGGUUUCCUCUCAUUUUCUUAAAGAUGUCUCAGGGACAGACUUUGUGGGCUACUGGCAACCUUGAGAAUCUGUUACAUGGUUAGAAGAAGAGCAGUGUUUUCACCCAUUUUAUUUAUGACAGAACCGCCCAAGGUGCUGUCAACGCUCGUUUUCAUUUCAGCUAAAAAUUUCCUCUCGACCGAUUUCUCAGCACACACAUAAAAAGGUACAGUUCGACCGAGGAGUCUGAGGCUGACUUGCUGACUGUGGUGGUGACGGGGGGAGGCUACUGAGCAUGUAGUUAAAUAGGCGUGUGUGAGGUGCACUGAAUGUGGUUGUGGUUAUAGUUUCCUGCGGAUCCUGAACGCUGAGCCAGUCCAAGUAGUGCCCCGUCUCACCAUUGGCUCUUGACUUCCUCUUUGUGCUGCUCCUUCAUUACAUGGGUAUUGUUCUUUGGUUCAUUUUCUUUGUAAUUUAUUUUUUUUCUCCUUCUUAUUUAUUGUUUGUAUAUUUGCCCAUUUCUACUGUAUACACUUGUGUGUGCAAUUUUCUUAUUUUCCUGUUUGUUUGUUUGUUUGGGUUUUUUUUGUUUUGGUCUUAGGCUUGUAUAUGCUUCACUUGUUUGACAGUGCAGAGCAGGUUGGCCCACAUUGUGCCUGACAUUACUUCAUUUGAUGACAAACCCAUAAUCUACAUUUUGAGUAUUUAUCAUCCCUUGUAGGUUUUAAAGGUGGGAGCUGUAACAAGUUCGGAGUUUGGCCUUCCAUGAAGACCAGCAGCUAUGGUCACUUUGAAUUCAUAUCGGUCCUUUUAACCAAGAUGCAUUUGCAAUGACCACAGCUGCUGCUCAUCGUGGGGAAGAAAACAACAAACCUCUCUGACAGUUACCUUUCAAGCCUUUAAGGGUGGGUGUUUGAUAUUCAAAAAAUAGAUUUUUGGGUGGAGUGUUUCACUUAAAGGUUGUGAUUUUCCAGGGAUGGGCCCAACCAAUUCAGACCUUUUUCAUUAUCUUCCACCACCCGAUUUCACCAGUCAUCGUGGUCAGAUUCACAAUAUGUGGUUUAGCAAAGAAGUAGCUUCAAUACAGUUUAAUCUUUCAACAGGAUGGGACCUUUCCCUUAUAAUUAAUGAGUCAUCACCCCGCCCACCCACUGCUAAUGAUAAUGAUGUCAUUAGAAGUGCUUCAAAACAGACAUAAAAAGGUUGCCUUCAUAUUCCUCUCAAGUCACAGGGCGUUAGUUUAUGUGUUCAAUUCUUUUAAUCUUGAUCAUUGUGUUGUAAUCAACAUGCACUGGAAAGUACUUUGUAUCUGGAGAUCCCAUGGGUCCCUUAUCUGUCGUGUGUUAAUGUAUAGUAUACACUCUGGAUUGUUUUCUUGGGCUAAUCUUGCCGUGUGUCAGCCGUAUAUCUGUGCAUUGACCAAGUAGGCUCUGGAAUGAUGGCCUGUUUGAUCUAUUGGAAAGGGAUACAAGCCACCAUGGUGCCCUGUAUAAUUUUGUUAGAAUGAGGUUCCCAGACUGCACUCAUCACAUUAUAGGAGCUGAGUGUAGAGAAUCCCUAGGGUGGGACAUGUAUUUUAUGGAAACCGCAGUGUCUUGAAUUUUGUAGUCCACUUUAUAUAAAUUUGAAGUUUUCGAAGGAAUUGAUUUUGAAUUUUUUUAACAAUAACAUUUCUUCUUCAUGGUCUUUCUUAACUUUUUUAAAAUGUAUUUUCUUAAGAGAAAAAAAGGGGUCUGCUUUUAUAAGGACAGUUCAUGCUUGUAAAAUAAUUUUUAAUACGAGUAGGAUCCUUUUCGAAGUCCAUGAGAUCAAGGGCAUUUUUUAAACAUAGAAAUGAACUUGCAACAUUCCUUGCACAUCUCAGCAUGGUGUUAUAAACAAAGCCGAGCAAACCAAAAUAUUUCAUGGUUGUGGUUAAUUUGGCUCGUGAACUUAUAGCUAUGAAAUAUCUGCCCUUCUUUACAGAACAGAUAAAGUGUAAAUGUUAUUUCUAAAACCCUGGAAUAUGCCUUUAACUGCUCAGUUUCAAUGAAGUCUUGAUUAUCACACACUCUCUGUAUACCAAGAAAUGAGACCCAGCGAAAAUGUAGCAUUUUUGUAAACAUUGACUGUGUGUUUUCGAGACUCUACUGUGCACUCAUUUUUUGUGUUUAUAUAUAUUUUUUGGUUGUUGAUAUAAUAUGGAAAUAAAGACAAUUUGUUAUGUAGUGCAAUAUGCUGUACAUACGGAGCUUUGCUCUACAAAUCUUUUUUUUUUCUGGAUUUCUUGUUGUUUAUUGGUACUUUUUUUCAAUAAAAUUUUAUUGAAGGUGA